GGCACAUGCAGCCGGCGGCAAUGGCCAGAGCCCCGUUACGAGCCCUUCGCCGAUUCUACCGGCUAUCAAUGCAAAGUGCGAGUGAACAAUCGGGAGUAUUGCACCGAGGUCUCGUAUGAGUCUCCGCAGCUCGCCAUGGAAAACGCCGCCCGGCAAGCCUACAUGAUCUGCCGGAACUUCUCGGCCAAUGAUGGAAUGGUUCCCGGUCAGCGUCCCGGUCAAACUUCCGGCAAAGGCCACAUCCAAGGAAUGCCGGUUGCCAUCGGAUCAGGAAGGAGAGGCACCCGGGACUCCAUCGUGAGCAAUGACGCCGGAAGCAGCGAGGGUACCAACAGUGGCGGCAACAGUCCCCGUGGCAUGGAAAGC
Dissoconium aciculare CBS 342.82 is the source of this 366-nucleotide messenger RNA. RefSeq lists its product as uncharacterized. The annotation marks the transcript as partial. The transcript has a single exon. The record is from RefSeq and is a predicted model, not a curated record. Lineage: Eukaryota; Fungi; Ascomycota; Dothideomycetes; Mycosphaerellales; Dissoconiaceae.